AAGAAGGGCCGUGAUGUAGGCGGAGCGUAAGGGCGUACCGUGAACGUGCGGGGAGCGAGACGUGUGUGAGGGCGUGACAAAGAAGAUCCAGCUUGAAGGAGGGGUGGGCUUAGGCGUAGGACAGAGGCGGGGCCAUGUUAGCGCGCAGGCGCGUGGCCGCGGCUGCAGGCCCACAGCGAUGGCAGAGGGGUAGCCAGGGCAGGGAACAGGAGCGGACCGCGGCCCUGGGUGGAUGGAGAGCUGGUUCGGGCUCCGACGCCGUGAGCGGGUCCAAGGCAGGACUUAAAGGGCUUUGUCGGAGACUUGGGCGGGGCGACGGGACGGGACGUGUUACGCGCAAUGACGUGAACGGCGUGAGGGGCGUGGCGAGGCGUAACGGGACGUGGCCAAGAUGGCCGCGCGCAUGAGUCUCUCCGGCACCGAGUGGAAGGGGUCCGCGCUCCGCGAAAUGUUCGGGUUGCUGGCUUCCUGCACAUUACUGGGGCCUGAUCGAGAUUUCAGGCUAAGCAUGGUGGUGAUGAGUAGCCUGAGGGCCAUUCUGCAGGCCUCUCCAUGCAGGUCACCGUGGAGAAGAUUCCAGAUCCCCAGCUUCCUGCCGGCGCGGCCCUGCAGCCUCUACACCUGCACGUACAAAGCCCGGAACCGAGCCUGGUUCUUGAGAUGUAGUUGCCGCAUAACGUCGUGUAAGUCGAAGGCAUGGGGUGUGAUGACCUGAUACACGUAGGGUGCAAAACCGUCAUAAGGGUCGGAGAGUGCUCUUCUCGACUCAUUUGAACAUGUUAGAAGGAUGCCGUGCGGAAAUAGGACGCGGGAGCUGUCCCGGUUUCGGGUGCUUUGGAACCUGUUCUGUGCUGUUCUUGUGGGCACUGGUCGUCUUACUAACGCCGAGCCACAGACCGAGAAUUCUUUCCGCGAACCUUAACGCUCUGCAAGUUGCAUCUUGGUGUUCGCAAGCAGGCCACUGGCUUCGCGCUCUGGAAUGUUCUUUCCCGAGUCACAGAAUGCCGAGUUGAUUCCAGCUGACCAGCUUGCCAGUGUGCGCUGUGCUGUCAGUACGGCAUCUGGGGAGGCAGCGGACGGUCUCUCCGGAACCCUCUCGCGUCCCGUUCUUCUCCUGAGGCACCAGCUACCUGUCAUCCCCGCGGCGCAGGGCUUGUCCGCGAGCCACUACUGCCGUGGGGGAUGGGCCAUUCUGUGUUGUUGCAGGUCAAGUGUGCACUAUAGCUGUUGAGUGACAUUCUAGAUAUCCCAAGGGACAAAGUCACCCUGGUAAAGAACCACGUAGUUUAUAGGAGGAGGUUAAUACAUGUGUUGAUGGAGAGAUGUGUUUAAUGAAACGGCUACGUACGUUUUAUAUAUUUCCCACCAUUCUCCAUGAAUUAACGCAGAGUUUCAAAUGUUGCCUUGCCUCAAAAUUUCAGGUUUCUUAACCUUUCCUCUGCAGGUUUCCUUUCUUUGAUCGUAAAUUGCACAUAAGAAAUAAGUUCAUUAGUGAUGCCGAUCUAGCUAAAUGCUGCAUUGCCUUGUAACUGCUUCGUAAAUAUAUUUUUAUUUUUAUUUUAUUUUGUUCCCUCCAGCUUUGACUGUUCUCAUUAGAAUAAAGUGGCUGGAGUCUUAAAUUUCUGGUUGCUGGGUAUAGCCUCCUACUAGUAGACACACAUCCUACUCAGACUGGGUUAUUCUCUACAUUUGCAUUUUGUGGUCUGAAGCUUAAAUUGAAAAAAAAAAAAAGC
Hyaena hyaena (striped hyena) is the source of this 1733-nucleotide messenger RNA. RefSeq lists its product as uncharacterized. The record is from RefSeq and is a predicted model, not a curated record. Bases 392 to 715 code for a protein of 107 amino acids. The transcript is spliced from 3 exons. Lineage: Eukaryota; Metazoa; Chordata; Mammalia; Carnivora; Hyaenidae.